GUGGCAAUGGAUAAUAGUUCGUUACAACAAGUGGAAUGAAGUGGGUGCCUUAGACAGUGAUGUUGCAGUGUUAUGAGUGUUAUAGAUUACUGGAUUAAAACACAAAGUCAGUCGAAAGUGCACUUAAAAAUUAAACUCUUAACUCAAAGAAAAUAAAAUUCGUUUUCAUCACAAGGAUUAUUUGGUUAUUUACGUUGAGGAAAAUGUUAGUUGUUAAUUCCGAUAAUCAAUGAAACCCACACAAACAUUCUGUGGACAAAGAUAAGACUUAUUGAAUGUCUGAGCACGAAGUACGGCAUUUAACACUCGUAUUAUAGAGAAGUAUCAGAGAAAGCCAUCAUUAGCGGAGACUUUCGAAAAUUUGAGGAUAAUAUUAAAACUGAUCUUACUGAAAUAAAUCAUGGCUGUAUAAACUGGAUUUAUCUGGUUUGAGACAGAGAUUAAUGAUACACAAAAUACUACUGUCUAAGAAAUCAGUCUGUGACACACAAGAUACGUUCAGAUAUCUGUUUUCACACAAACAUUCAACAAACUGAAAUAUGAAAGCCAAUGAUGAGGGGUGUAUUAACGGCAAUAGUAAUACUGCUACAUUCAACUUGUGUUCCACAAGAAUCAUCUAGUGUCCAGGCCCAAAUAUCUGCACACACUUGGCUCUCAACUUCGGCUCAUGUGGUAGCUGCUAUUCAGAAACGUCUUCACCUCCAAUGUGUGUACGUAGUCCACAACAGGGCAGUCGACUUCGAUGAACAGCGAAUGACGUCACAAUUUUGGAAAUUGCUGUCACUGCACGGGAGACAGGUGGCAUUUUCUGGUCCCAGUGGACUAGGUCGCACAUCCGUUUGCGGUCGGAGUCCCAAUCUAUACGCCAUCAUCGCAGCAGACGAGAGCAGAAGCCACUGCAUACAAGAGUUUGCACAGAAACGUUACCUCUCACAAGGCAUUUGGCUUCUGUUCCUCAACACGACAACGAAAGAAGCGUUCGAAGACUCGAACGUGCCGUUCAACAGCCUUGUAGUGGUGGCAACACAGACCAGACAAAGGAUGGUAAUUCUCGAAGAAGUUUACCGAGUAUCUCCACAUCUGCCUCUUGUGACCCGGCGAAUAGGCACGUGGAACAGUACGACGGGUGAGCUGUCCUGGACCAGACAAGUAGACAGCAGGAGUCAUCUCCAUGGUCUGACCAUCAAGGCUGCCGCAAAUCACAAUCCGCCUUUCACUGUAGUAGAGUUGAAUAACAACCGAGCGCAACUUACGAAUGGAUUCUUUGGUAAAGUAUGGAAAAUACUAGAAAAGAGAAUAGGAUUCAGCACCGACUGGUUCACACCCCACAACACGACAUGGAACGAAACCACAGCGAACGGAACGGAACUUCUACAGCUGAUUUCUCGGAAACAAGUUGAUAUGGUGGUCUCUGACGUCACAAUUACUCCAUCCAGCGCAGAUGUCGUCACCUUUACUGUUCCGUUAUUAACGUACAGGUUUUCUGUUUUCAUCCGACUACCGGACAGCGAAGACUCGGACUGGAGCAUGUACCUAGAACCUUUCAGGAAGAGUCUGUGGCUUACUGUACUGGGUGCGAUUCCCAUAUUCGCCAUCUUCCUCUCAAUUUCCCAGUAUUGUGGGCGUGUACUGCGAAAAGAGGAGAGUAAUGGCAGAGACGCACAAUUCAGCUUCUGUAACUCUGUGUUCUAUAUGUUCGGUGCAUUAUGCCAGCAAGGGACCGACGUGACGCCAAAGGAGACCUCAGGCCGCAUGGUCUACAGUCUCUUCUUCCUCAGCACCUCGGUUGUCCUUGCCGCGUACUCGGGGCUCCUCGUCUCCUUCAUCACAAACAAAUAUGGAGCACUUCCAUUCAGUGAUCUGGACGGACUCCUUCGUUCUGGAAUAUAUUCAUUCGGCGUUUUAAACAACUCAAUACCUUUCACUUACUUUUCGGGUGCCAAACCAAAUACUACAUUACAUCGGAUUUAUUCCGAAAUUAUGACAAAAGACCCGAAGAAUUUUCCCAAGACAGAUGAGGAUGGUUUUCAGCGAAUCUGCAAUGAAAAGUAUGCUUAUAUGGCGCCUACAGAGUAUGUUGUAUCAGUCAUAGAGGCAGCGAACUGUGAUGUGGUUCCUCUACCAAGACAGUACUUUGAGAAGAUACUCGCCAUUGCACUUCCUAGCGACAGUGAAUACAAGAACCUCAUCAACCAUAACUUAAGGGCUAUGACGAACACAGGAGUGCUGAAGAAGCUUAAGGAGGACACGUGGACGCUGUCUUCACCGAAACCCAAGCCACACUGGAACAGUGUUGGAAUUAAGCAUAUUGCGCCCCUCCUUGCUGUCCUCUUGGUUGGCAUUGUGACAGCCUCCGUCCUACUCGUCUUUGAACUUUCAGGAGUUCCCGUCAUAAAGAAGUCCUUACUCCCAUGUUUCGAGAGACGUCUCAGGAGACAAACAAGUAGAGAAUUUUGGUAUCUAAAGUCUGGUUAAUAUAAUCAUAACCUACUCAUCUAAACAUUAUUUGUUGGUAUCCUAAGCAUGAAAACCUUUCCUGUGGCUACAAAUAAAGAGUUUUAUUUAUUCCCUGAUUCAUGCUUUAGAAGAUUUACUAAUGAUGACUAAUACUUAGGCUGUGAUUCAUAACUAAUUCAUAUACUGUCAUCAUUCUACUUUUUUGUUAUGUAACAAUGCUGUUACAACUGCAUAGGUUAUAUAGCAUUGAAUAACAGGACGCUUGAGAAUCGGUUGCGGCCUAUUUUAAGGCAUUAUACUAGAAUACUGAUAUUUGAAUCUGGAACCUCUCAAAUAUGAUCAGGAGUUCCAACCACCACAUGGUUUCAAUAUGUACAUUUUCACUUUGAUUGACAAAGAUUAUUUUCUUAAAAUAAUUAAAGUUGUACUUAAAUGAUGAA
Zootermopsis nevadensis is the source of this 2897-nucleotide messenger RNA. Its product is annotated as putative glutamate receptor. NCBI's taxonomy places the organism in Eukaryota, Metazoa, Arthropoda, Insecta, Blattodea, Termopsidae. Gene Ontology annotation, molecular function: ligand-gated monoatomic ion channel activity. The record is from RefSeq and is a predicted model, not a curated record. Gene Ontology annotation, cellular component: membrane.